This is a messenger RNA of Moneuplotes crassus, 1042 nucleotides long. The record is from the annotation of a GenBank genome assembly. Lineage: Eukaryota; Ciliophora; Spirotrichea; Euplotida; Euplotidae.
AAAAAUAAUAUGAUAGAGGAUAGUAGCCCCAAUUUGUACAGAAGACAGAAGGCAUUCAUUCGUGAAAAAUCUAGUUCCUUAAGGUUUAUGCUCCCGAAUACUUCACAGAAAAAAAAAAGUGUCAGGUAUUCAAAAGCUAAAUAAAGUCGUCAAAAAGGCUAGCAAAGUUUCCAGAGGAAGUUUAAUAGACUCUGAGCGCAAUAAGGACUCAACCCCAAUCAGGAUGAAUCCAGUCAAGUUUAACAAGAAGGCAUGGAUUACCAAGUCUAAAAAUCACAAAAUCAUUAUUGAUACUUCAAAUUUCCCAAAAAUAGAUUUCAAACAUUUCAAACGCAAACUCAAGAGUGACAAGCAUAAAUACAGAAAUAAUCUACAAAAGUUCAAGUACAGUAAGGAGCUGAUCAAGCAUCUUGACCAUUCGAAGAAUAAGGGGUUUAGGCUCAAAUCCAGACGACGUAUAGACAAAGUCAAGUUAAGCGAUAGCGUUCUUGAUAACUACAUCAAUCACAAAUUACUUGGCGAUGACUUGCAUCAUCAGCAUCGAAAGCGUAAUAAAAAAAGUUUCAAAUCAAAAAUGAAUAUGAAGAAGACAGCCUCAAGCCCAGCAUGCUCCAGCCACAGAGGUUUGAACCUCAGCAAUGCUUCAUCAGAAUUAUCUGAAUUCGAGAAUGAUUCCUCAUCCCAGAAUGAAUUCGAAUUCGGAAAAUAUUUCAUGCCCAAAGUGGAUAUAUCCCGUAACAAAAGUAUCAAUAAAACUCAGACCUGAGUAGAGCUCCUUCAGAAGAAUUACUGAGUCAGUCAAAGAAGGUUAUUCCGGAACCCUUUGUGUUCAUCGAUCCCCAGAAUUCCAGUAAUGGGAUUGCUUCUGAACUCCAGUACGAACUCAAAGUCAACGACGAAUUUCUCUACCAGGUUCAGUUCAAGGAUCGCACCUCGGAAUAUCAAAGUGAAAUUGACACCAAGAUGCUUACUGAAUCGCAGGAGGAGGAUCAGUGAAUAACGGUCUUAAAAACCAUCCAUAUUAAAACAGCAAUGUUGUUUA